Molecule: messenger RNA, 699 nt
Organism: Aspergillus nomiae NRRL 13137
Lineage: Eukaryota; Fungi; Ascomycota; Eurotiomycetes; Eurotiales; Aspergillaceae
Product: putative nuclear division Rft1 protein
Exons: 2
Coding region: 1-699 (232 amino acids)
Biological process (GO): glycolipid translocation; dolichol-linked oligosaccharide biosynthetic process
Cellular component (GO): endoplasmic reticulum membrane
Source: RefSeq, a predicted model, not a curated record
AUGUCCCAGCCGGGCGAAAAUGUUGACAGGAUUCUGGCCUCUUCGGCAUCUGGUGUGACGCUCUUGAUCAUUGUUCAAAUAGCCUCUAGGCUAUUCACGUUCAUCGCAAAUCAAUUGAUCCUACGAACUCUUUCCCCGGCAAUCCUUGGAAUUGGUACUCAACUGGAGUUAUACUUCAUCUCGAUACUAUACUUUUCCAGGGAAAGCAUCAGAACAGCGAUUCAGCGACAACCUUUCCAUGGGGCAUCUGCUAGUGCUAUCCACGAUGGGAGCUACGAUCAGAUAAAUGGCAAACUUAGUCGAAACGCUCAACUACAGACAAUAUCUUCGCAAUCAGUAGUAAACAUGUCUUAUCUGAGUAUCAGCAUGGGAGUCCCAUCAGCUUUGAUAUUCGCGACAUUGUACACACAGUUUGCUUCCAGAGAAGUUUCUGAAACACCUUUCUAUCUAGUCGGUGUUGCGAUCACCACAGUUGCAUCCCUUAUGGAGCUUUGCGUUGAGCCUUUCUUUGCUGUGGUGCAGCAGUAUACAUUGUACAAGAAGCGCGCAAUAGUGGAGACAGCUGCAGCAUUUAUGAAGAGCCUAACCGUGUGUGGUUUAUUUUCAUGGUCUUCUUGGAAAGACCAAGACUUGGGCGUCCUUCCAUUCGCUCUGGUUAACAAGUCGAUGGCAGUUCUCGCUGCUCCUUACCAAAAUUAG